CGGAUUCUCCAGAUAUUGCGGUAUCAACGACCUCGAGACACGAUCAAGUGGGCGAAUCCGAAGGCUACGGGUCAAUGGACGGGAAUCACACGAGUCCGCGGGGGCCUGCCUCCGAUAGCCAGGAAGCCGGGUGUUCAUUCCUGUGUUGCCGCGAUCAGUGUCGGGGAUGCCUUGAUCCAAGACCGCGGCAAAUUUACGGCCCGGACAACGGAUGUGGUUUCAUUGCAUUCGCCAGUCUCGCCCUUCUCUGCGUGGAGACUGUCAUGUCUCUGUUGCUACAGUCAAGAGACAUGCGGAGGAAGUUGUUUACACCCCUCUACGUCAUUAGCACCGCCAAAAUGUCUCUCAUGCUAAUCACGUCCGUCUUCCUAGCAGAGAUUAGCCGCAGGAAGCUUCAGACCGAUCCGAAAGUUAAGCAGACUCUGUCGGUCGGAUCAAUCGUUCUCAUCAUAUCGGCUUUCAUCAUAUUCUUAUAUCGAGUUAUUGAAGGGGUCGCUGCGCUCGACCUUUUGAUACUGGCACCGAAUUCAACUAAAAUGGACGCACGUUUCAUUGCCGAUCAUGAGUUCACCCUCGAGGUACAAAAUAUCCUCGAUUUCUUCAAUGCAUUACUCUACAUUGCGCAAGCCGCCAUUCAGACAAACCUCGUUUUGAGAAUCCACUGGAUUAUGAAACGGAACUGGCCCGAUGACGUCAUUGCCUCCUCGACCGCAAUGCAGUUUACCACAUUCCUGAUGGCCGCGAACUUCUCCCAGUGGCUCCUCGGGACUGUGGUGGAGAUGAAGUACCCCAAGGUCAACUUCUCGCAAGUGCUGUACUAUGACGAUGCGACCUGGAAGGUAGUAGUCUACGUGUUGUAUCCGUUCGUCAUUUACUAUCGAUUCCACUGCACCAUGUCAUUGGCAAAGCUCAUGCUGUGGAGACGGGAAGUCAAGAACGCUGGGCAGCUGGGCACGCGGAGAGAGGACUUCCUCGCAACAUUUGCUUAUUAUUAAAUAUACGACAUUAUAGUAUGUUUUCUGUGCGCUGGCCUCAAGAUUCAACUGCGCCAUGUCCCUUCUGAGAAUAUUUCUGAAGGCGGGACGUCUAGGACACUGGGCGGUAGGCCAGGGUACUCGGAGAGAGGACAAGGGCACUAACGGGACAUUUGUUUAUCACGGCACUGUAAUCUUUAUUCUACAACCUGGUGUCACGGUCCCACCACGUCCACUGUACCAUGUCCCUGGCUGAUUACCUGCUAGGAGGGAGGAAUAUUAAGAAUGCCGCCCAUGGUGGCAGAGUACACGAAGAGAGGAGAUGGUCGGACCGGCAAGUCUGUUGGGGACAAACUUGGAUCAACCUUAGUGUCAAAAACACGGACAAAGAGGAA
Molecule: messenger RNA, 1369 nt
Organism: Lineus longissimus
Lineage: Eukaryota; Metazoa; Nemertea; Pilidiophora; Heteronemertea; Lineidae
Product: proton channel OtopLc-like
Exons: 2
Coding region: 75-995 (306 amino acids)
Biological process (GO): proton transmembrane transport
Cellular component (GO): membrane
Molecular function (GO): proton channel activity
Source: RefSeq, a predicted model, not a curated record